Molecule: messenger RNA, 1839 nt
Organism: Halteromyces radiatus
Lineage: Eukaryota; Fungi; Mucoromycota; Mucoromycetes; Mucorales; Cunninghamellaceae
Product: ThiF family protein
Exons: 10
Coding region: 168-1772 (534 amino acids)
Biological process (GO): protein neddylation
Cellular component (GO): cytoplasm
Molecular function (GO): NEDD8 activating enzyme activity
Source: RefSeq, a predicted model, not a curated record
AGUUUUCUUUUUCUUCUUAUGUCUAUUUUCUAUCCUUACGACAUGUUAUUUCCUAUUUUUGUGAUAUCUUAUUUUUAAAUUCCGUCAUUGAUUAUUUGAAUGAAGUGUAUACUUUCUACUUCCUUUUCUUUUUUUUUCAUUCUUUAUAACAGUAUACAUACGCGACUAUGUCCAUCACAACAAACAAACCGAAUAUAGACUUAAAAACUCAACGAUAUGAUAGACAGCUAAGAUUGUGGGCUAGUUCUGGACAAGCAGCCCUUGAAAGUGCUAAUGUUUGUCUUCUUAAUGCAACUGCUACUGGAUGUGAAGUACUAAAGAAUCUUAUUCUUCCUGGCAUUGGCAAUGUCACGAUUGUAGACGACAAGUUGGUGGAUAAACAUGAUAUUCAAAGUAACUUUUUCCUGGAACCAAGUGAUAUCAAUAGUCCCAAGGCACAAUCUGUGGUUCAUUUGCUCAAAGAACUUAAUGAAGCGGUGGAAACUCAUUUUGUUCAGAAGUCGCCACAUGAUUUACUUCAACAUGAUCCAUCUUUUUUCUCUUCCUUUUCUUUGAUUGUGGCCACCAAUAUGCAUCAAACCGAUAUCUCUCGUCUGGCAACACUAUGUGAAGAAAGCAACAAGAUAUUGAUAACAGUAUCAUGUAAAGGACUAUUUGGACUCUUCAGAAUCCAGGCACCGGAUCAUACCAUUAUUGAAACACAUCCUGAAAAUGUCAUUGAUUUACGACUUACUCAACCAUUCCCUCAGCUCAUGGAGUAUGUUAAGACUUUUGAUUUGGAUGCUUUGGAUCAGACAGAUCAUGCACAUGUACCGUUUAUUGUGAUUCUAUUGAUCUUUGUGGAAAAAUGGAAAGCUGAACAUGAUGGCAAGUUACCUCAAUCUUAUGCAGAAAGGAAUGAACUCAAAAGUCUUGUACAAGCUAAUAUGCGGACUGUGGAUGAAGAAAACUUUGAAGAAGCCAUAUCAAAUAUUUGGAGAUUAUCUGGAGGAAAUAAUAUAUCUUCUGACGUUCGCAGUAUAUUCGCCAGUGAUGCAUGUGAAAAUUUGAAUGGGCAGUCAACUUAUUUUUGGAUCAUUGCUCGAGCUAUCCGUGAUUUUAUGAACAAUGAAGGACAAGGUCAACUACCAUUAUCUGGAAAACUACCGGAUAUGAAAUCAGAUACAAAAAAUUAUGUGGGAUUACAAAAUGCGUAUCGACAAAAAGCUUUGGAGGAUUUGAAAAAUGUGACUCUAAGAGUGGAUGCAUUAUUGAACAAAUUGGAUAUACCCAAGGAUCUAUUACCAAAUGAUGCGAUUGACACGUUUUGCAAAAAUGCUGGUCAUGUCAAAUUGAUUCAAUUCAGAUCCAUCAAUGAAGAAAUACAACAACCUCGAGCGACCAAAAUAGAAAAUCUAUUAUCAACAGAUGAUAACAUGACAUAUUAUAUUAUCUUUCAGGCAGCUGAUCAUUUCUUCACCCAACAUCAAAGAUAUCCAGGUGAAAUGAUGGAAACAAAUGAUGAACAGGAGGUGAAGUUAUUAAAAGAACAAGUAAUCAAGACAUUGCAAACUAUGGGAAUCAACGAUUGUGGAUUAGUGGAUACAAUCCUGACCAAGCCUAUGACCAAUUACAUACGAUUCAGGAAUCAAGAAACAGCAAAUAUGGCGGCUUUGAUGGGCGGUCUUGUAGCGCAAGAAGCUAUCAAAUUAAUUACUCGGCAAUACAUUCCUAUCAACAAUACUUGUCUAUUCAAUGGUAUAGCUUCCACUAGUAGUGUAGUUGAUCUAUGAUUUUCUCUUUUGUUGAUGUUGUUAUUAUUGAUUGAUCAGAAAUAAAACUAUAUGAUUGAAUCCAAAA